This is a messenger RNA of Oryza brachyantha (malo sina), 1051 nucleotides long. RefSeq lists its product as uncharacterized. Bases 63 to 521 code for a protein of 152 amino acids. The record is from RefSeq and is a predicted model, not a curated record. The transcript has a single exon. Lineage: Eukaryota; Viridiplantae; Streptophyta; Magnoliopsida; Poales; Poaceae.
UCUCGACGCAAAGGCCCCCAAAGGCCCAAACGCGCGCCGCAGAACGCAGCGCAGGACGCGACAUGCUCCGGCGAGCAGCCUCCUCGCUGAGCCGCCGCGGCGCCACGGCGGCGCUGCUCCUCCGCCGUCCUCCCCGGCGGGCCAGCGCCGCCGCGGCGACGACGCUGCUGCUCGGGCGCGACCCUACGGUCCACCCCUGCCCCCGCCCGGCGGCUGCGGCUGCGGCGGCGCAGCCGGUCCGGCGCCUCAGCGACUUCGGGCUGCCGGUGGUUCGUCGCAUGGCGCGGCGGAGCCCUCCCACCAGGCCCGAGGGUUACUCCACCUCCGACGACGGCGAGGCGGGCGGGCCAGGCUCGUACUUCAGCUCCGACGAGGACGACGACGAGGACGUGGAGGAGGUUAACUUGGAGCCCAUGUCUGUCGAGGACGUCGCUGCGGGGAAGGAGUGGAUGGGGUUCACGUUGGAGUACGACCACGGCUCCGACGAGGACGAGGAUGCCGUGGAGGAGGAAAAGAAGUAGCAGCGGCGCUGGAGGUGAGGAUUCUCCUCGUUUUGCGCGGCGCACGCUAGGUGCUUGAGCAAAUGCCUGUAAGAUUUCGCGAUUGCUUUAAUCAAUUUUUUUAUCUUCUGAUCACUGUUCCUGGAUGCUCAUAUGAGUCGAACCUAACUACCAUCAUCAAACAUAACAACUGCUACUACAUUAUCGUGGUAUGCAUUGUUGAUUGUUGCUUUAUUGAUUGUGUCAUUUCAACAGCUCAUGGAUGGAUUGUUCAAAUGGGCAAAUGUUGCUUGUCUUGUUUGGUAUGCCAUACUGAGUUUGGUCAUACUUACGAUAAGUUUAGAAUGCCUCGUUUCCAUGUGAUGAGCUGAACUAUUGAAGUGUUAAAAGUAGGGCAUGUUUGGUUUGCAGACAGAGCCACAUAUUCAUUUUUUUUAUUUGGUUUUGAGUGCAGCAAAGUCGUUCUCUUUCUUGUAGAACAUGCAGGUUUAGAGAGACACAUACUAGCCCUUUUGUGAAUGCCAAAAAAAACUUUGUUUCUAAAGACAACU